This is a messenger RNA of Orcinus orca (killer whale), 10376 nucleotides long. It is a transcript of the gene PTGIS, whose product is annotated as prostaglandin I2 synthase. The transcript is spliced from 7 exons. Gene Ontology annotation, biological process: prostaglandin biosynthetic process. Bases 5947 to 7173 code for a protein of 408 amino acids. Gene Ontology annotation, molecular function: heme binding; oxidoreductase activity, acting on paired donors, with incorporation or reduction of molecular oxygen; iron ion binding. NCBI's taxonomy places the organism in Eukaryota, Metazoa, Chordata, Mammalia, Artiodactyla, Delphinidae. The record is from RefSeq and is a predicted model, not a curated record.
AAGUUUUCUGGAAACCUUUUAUUUUUAAACAAUGUGUUAGUUGAAUUUCCACACAGUGAGUUCACGAUAUUUUUCUUCAACCUCUGGACACCUUUCCAGGUGAAACUUAACACCAUACAUUCAAUCAUUUGCCUGGAAAAAUGAAAACGAAAAAGUCUACAGAUAAGUUUCCUUAUAGAGAAAUAAAUUAUUUUUCCUAAGUUGUCAGGCUUUUUGGAAACUCUGUACAGAGUUGUUUUCAGACUGUACCUUUGCUGUUUUCACUCCAGAUUUUCGUUUUGACAUCCGUCCAUGUUGCUAUGUGGAGAUCUAAUUCAUUCUUUCGAUUUUUUGUGUAGUAUUCCAUAGUAUGAAUAGGUGCAGGUUUCUUUUUUCCCUUUUAUUCCUGUCCCUAUUGAGGGACUCAAGUUGUUUCCGGUGUUUUUGCUAUUUCAGGCAAUGUGCUGGGCUCAUCCUGUGGGGCCUCCUAGUCUGUGCUUUUCUCUGGGGCAGAUGAGGGCAGCCACAGAAUACAUGGAUUCUGGGAGGCUGGGUACCUGGGUGCUUAGCAUAUGGAAACUCCCAGCCUCCAGGAAUAAGAACAAGUUGAGUAACUGCUCUCUGCCUCAGUUUCCCAAUCUUUAUGCUGUUUUUCUUUUUGGCCACACCAUACGGCAUGCAGGAUCUUAGUUCCCCAACCAGGGAUCAAACCUGCGCCCCCUGCAGUGGAAGCACAGUCUUAACCACUGGACCGCCAGAGCAGUCCAGUUUCCCAGUCUUUAAAAUGGGAAUGAUGAUGGAAUUGCCUGGCAGUCUAGUGUUUAGGAUUCCGUGCUUCCACUGCAGGGGGCACAGGUUCGAUCCCUGGUCAGGGAACUAAGAUCCCACAGGCCGCACGGCACUGCCAAAAAAAACCGAACAAAACAAAACAAAACAAAACAGGGAAUGAUGACGAUAAUAGUAGGUGAGAGUGGAAUUGCUGGAUUAGAAGGAAUGCCAAACAUUAUUUUAGCUAAUUCUUGCUAUCAAUCCAGAGAGCUAAUUUGUCUUUGAGGGUGAGUUGUUGAUUUUUAUACCUGUGGACAGCUUAGCAGUUUCACCAGGUGGGGUACUGGGGAGAAGUGUGGGUAUGGGAGUCACUGACAGUUGUGCGGGUGGUAGUGUGGACCCUGGGGGGGCAGAGUUGCGUGGACCCUUGGGAGACCCCACAGGGGCCGGAAUUUUGUUCUCCAAUCUCAUUUUCUCCUAACUUGGAGAUGGGGGCACUCUUGUUACCCCCAUUUUACAGAGGAGGAAGGGAAGGCAGCGAUCAGCCAUGUGGACAGCAGCUGGAGAUGAGAGGGUCACGCCCUGCAUCCCUGCCUCAGAACAGUGAGAGUGUCCGUGAGGAAGGCUAGAGACCGCAGACCCCAAAAUAGAGCCUCCUUCGCCCCCGCUGGCCUCUGGCUGAGUCACCCUGGAACGUGACCUGGGCCUCGGUUGGAUUCAGGGCCCGGGGGCUGAAGGAGCCUCUGGCACAUCAGGAAUCCGACGCCUGGGCUCCCGGCUUCCUGCCUUUGUCCGCAGCUCCUUGGAACUUUUCAGGGGAAAGAUGAGUGCUGCCAGAAAUAACACCAGGCUCGCUGGGGAGCUCCGGUGGCAGGCAGAGUGAAAGGCAGGGGAAGGAAGCCCCACCCACACCCCAAAGAUGUCUUAGGGGAAGGUCUCAGGCCCUGCGCUUGGGAAGGUCGCUGGAACCUCUCUGUGUCUCAGUUUCCUCACCUGCAAAGUGGCUGUGCAGAUGUCCACUUGGGGUGACUUGGGGCCAGGGUAGCAUCAAGAGUGUGGGCUCUGCAGCCAGGCCUGCCUGGGUUAGAAACCCAGACCCUCCACGGUGGGCCCUCGGGCAAGUGGCUCAGCCCCUUCUGUGCCUCAGUUUCAUCUGCUGUAAAAUGGGCUUGAUAGAAAUACAAUGCUUCCUUCCUCAAAGGAUAACACAGUCAGGGCUCAUCAAGUAUCAGCCAUUAUUCCCAAGCAAGGAAACCUUUGCACCUGGCAUAUAGCCGUUGCUCAAGAAAUGGCACCCGGGAGUCAUAUUGGUCCUGCUUCUCAGACCCACCCCAGCUGCUCCCCGGUUGCCAGGUGCCAAGCACUGUUCUAUAGCCCCCUUCAUCUUCAUCACAGCCCAGUGUAGUCUGUAGUGUCGUCACUCCUCUUUUACAGGUGAGGAAACAGGCGUGGGGAAGCAAAGUCACACGGCCGGCAAGAAGCACGGCUGGGAUUUGAAGCCAGGAAGUGUGGUGCUAAGGUCAGGCUCAUAACAGCCAUCCUGCCCUCCUGCCUCUUGUGCAGAAAUCGCCGCUGCCAUGUCCUGUCUCUGGGCUCAGACGUGGACUGGAAGAGGGCAGGUGCACGCUGGGCUCCUCCAGCCCUGUGCUGUGCCAGCCUUUAAACGGAGCCUUCAGGAGAAGCUGGCUCACAGAGAGGCGAGGGGAAAGGAAGGGUCCUGGCACGUCCCCAGCACCCCCUUGGAAUCCCCGAGCUGCCCCUUUGCGAGUCUCCUCAAUGAUGGGCUCAGAGGCAGGGUGGGAGUGGGGCGAGAGGAGGAAGUGGGCGGGGGGAGGCAUUUCCUAAUGCCCUCAACCCUCACCUCUGGUUCUGCUUCCAUAUUUCCCAAACUCUGGCCCUCAAAUCUAGCCAGUCUCUCUGUCCACCACCUGUUCCCCGCUUUGGGUUAUGUUGGGGGACAGUCAGACUGAGGAGGCAGGAGGCCAUGGUGGAAGAACGUAGACAGGGAGGGGAAGAAGGAUGAAGGGAAGGUGGUCCCCCCUGGACUUCUGGGGAUGGCACAAAAACCCCCAACCUGGAAGUGGACGAGUCGGAUGCUAGGCCUGGCUCCUGGAGGAUCACAGCCUCCACUCCCACCGUAAUUGCUUUAGUCUCCUGACACAUCUCCCUCCCGCCUCUCGCUCUUGCAACCUUUAUUUAUUUUUUUGGCCACACUGCGCAGCCUGCGGCAUCUUAGUUCCCCGACCAAGGAUUGAACCUGUGCCUCCUGCAGUGGAAGCGUGGAGUCCUAACCACUGGACCGCCAAGGAAUUUCCUCUUGCAACCUUUUAAAAGCACAAUCACAUCACUUCCUAAAUCCUACUUCCUAAAUCACGUCACUUCCUAAAUCACAUCACUUCCUAAAUCCUACCCUCCAGAGGGUUCCCACCACACUUGUAAUAAAAGCCAGACUCUGUCCUCGGCCACUGGCCUUCUUGGUCCCCAGGUCAUUUCCAGUCUUUCACCCCCACAUCCUCCACUCCCGCCACAGCGGCUCCUGCUGUCUUGAGAACAUCACCAAGUGCACUCUUGCCCCAGGGCCUUUGCACUUGCUGUUCCCUCUGCCUGUAAGGUUCUUCUCCCUGCUCUUCCUUCCAGUCUCUGCUCACAUGGCACCUCCUUGGAAAGGCCCUCCCUGACCACCUUCUCUAAACUAGCACCUCCCCACUAUCUCGUAUCACCCUUCUUUCUUUUUUGUUUAAUGAGAUGUAUUUCCCAUACUAUAAAACUCACCCUUUUAAAAUAUACAAUUCAGUGGUUUUUAGUAUAGCCACAGGGCUGUGCACCCAUCACCACUGUCUAACUCUGGAAUAUGUUCAUCACUCCAAAAAGAAACCUGGUACCCGUGAGCGGUCACUCUCCAUUCCACCCUCCCCUCAGACUCUGGAAACCACGAAUCUACUUCCUGUCCCCAUUGAUUUGCCUUCUCUGGACAUUCAUAGAAAUAGAAUCAUACUCUAUAUGGCCUUUUGUGUCUGGCUUCUUUUACUCAGCAUGAUGGUCUUGAGGUGCUUCCAAUUUGUAGCGUGAAUCAGUACUUCACUCCUUUUCAUGACUGAAUAAUGUUCCACCAUAUGAAUACACCACAUUGUGUUUAUACAUUCAUCUGUCGGUGGACAUUUGGGUUGGUUCCACUUUGGGGCUAUUAUGAUUAAUGAUACCACGAACAAUAGUGUAUAAGUUUAUGUAUGAACUUAUGUUUUCAAUUCUUUGGGAUAUAUUGCUGGGUCAUAUAGUCACUCUUUUAAUCUUUCAAGAAACUGUGAGACUAGUUUCCAGAGCAGCUGCACCAUUAUACGUUCCCACCAGAAAUACAUGAGGAUUCCCAUUUCUCCACAGUCUUCCCAGCACUUAUUUCCUUUUUUUUUUUUUUUUAAACAUUAUGGCCAUCUUAGUGGAUUUGAAAUGGUACUGCUUGUCGUUUUGAUUUUCAUUUCCCCAAUGACUAAUGAUGUUGAGAAUCUUUUCAUGUGCUUACUGGCCAUUUGUAUAUCUUCCUUGGAGAGCUGUCCAUUCAGAUUCUUUUGUGCAUUGUUAAAUUGGGUUAUUUGUCUUUUCAUUGUCACGUUUUAUGUCCUUUAUUUUCUUCAUCACACUUCUCGCUCUCUGAAAUGAUAUUGCUUCUUUGUUUUCGUCUGUCUCCGCUUAUUAGUAUGUAAGCCCUGUGAGGUCAGGGCUCUCCACCUCAUCUUCCCUGUUCACUCCUGUAUCUCCAGCACCCAGGACGAUGCCUUCUUCAUAGUUAAUAUUUGGUGAAGGUGUGAAUGGAGCCCCUCCCUCAGAGGGUGGUUGGGGAGGAUGAGAUGAGACAUUCAUAUAUCGAAUGCUUGGCCAAGGGCAGGGCCCAGUGCAAGUGCAAUGUCAGUUUGAGUAUAUUAGUUAUCUCUUGCUGUGUAACAAAUUACCAUAUAGUUGGGAGCUUAAAACAACACCCAUUUAUUAGCUCACACUUCAGUAGAUCAGAAGUCCAGUACAGUGUGUCUGUGUUCUCUGUCCAGAGUCUUACAAGGCAGAAAUUAAGGUGUUGGCCAGGCUGCCUUCCUAUCAGGAACCUCCAGGGAAGAAUCUGGCUGAAUUCAGCUCCUUGCGGUUGUGGGACUGAGGUCCCCAUUUCCUUGCUUGCUGUCAGCCAAGGUCCACUCAUAGCCCCUAGAGGCCCCAUGCAUUCCUUGCCAUGUGGCCCCUUCCAUCUUCAAAGCCAGCAGCAAAGAAUCUCCCUUAUGCCAAAUCUCAGUCUCUUUUGCCAGGAAGAUCCCUGCCCCUUGUAAGCCCUGUCCUCCCCUGAUUAGGUCAGGUCCACUAAGAAGAAUCAUCCUUUCUCAAAGUCAACUGUACCAGCUCCCUCACUCAGUUGUAGGUCAUUGUAGUCAUAUUAGAAUUCCAUCCACCGUAGUGAGGUGUAGAUAUGUUAUUAUAUCCUCAGAGGAGUCCCUCUGCUCUCACAGAUGAGAUUUUGACCUUGAAUAUCACACACAACCUUCCUACCCCCUGGCUGAGCUACCUGUACCCCUGGGGCAUCCCCACAGGCCACGGGCAUGGCGUCUGGCCUCCUGAGAGACCUCAGAUUCUGAGCUGGAGAGGGGCAGUCAGGGGUCAGCGACAGGGCAGUUCUUCUACCACUUCCUGCUAUCCAGCCAUGCUCUCCAGCCUUACCCUUUCCCGGUGGGCAUGAGAGGAAGUGUGAGAUGACCAGGACCCUGGUCCAUGCUGGCUCAUACAGAGAACUCUGUAUCCUAAUACCACUGGGUUCUGGAAGGUUCUCCUACCUGCAGAGAGGUGACCACCUUAACUGGACCCCCCAGUAUGUACGAACAUCAACUGGUACCCCAGCUUCUGCUCUCAGCCCCCUGUGGUCUAUUCCCUACUCAGCAGCCAAAAGCCACUUGUAAAAACCAAAGCCAAAUCCUGUGCCUCCUCUGCUUCGAACUCCGAUGGCUCCCCCCUCACUCAGAGCAAAAGCUGAAGUCCUCAGAGCUGCCUGCAAGGCCCUGCAUGGUCUGGCCCUGUUACUGCUCCGGCCUCACCUUCUACUGUACGCGCCUUGUUCCCACAUCCAGCCACCCUGGCCUCCUCACUGUUCUUUGCACACACCAGGCAUGAUCCAGCUUAGGGGCCUCUGCACUUGUUCCCUCCGCUUGGAAGCUCUUCUUUUAGAUACCCAUGUGGCUCCCUCCCUCACGGCCUUCAGGUCUUUGGUCAAAUGUCUCCUCAGGGAAGCCUUCCUCUCCACUGAAAAUCUCACGCCACGCCCCACACUCUAUCCUCUUCCCUGCUUUAUCAAAUGGUGAUAAGUGCUGUGGCUUCUGCAGGCGACCUGGCGAGCCCCCACUGGACCUGGGCAGUAUCCCCUGGUUGGGCUAUGCUUUGGAGUUUGGAAAAGAUGCCGCCAGCUUCCUCACUAGGAUGAAGGAGAAGCAUGGUGAUAUCUUUACUGUGCUGGUGGGGGGCAGGUAUGUCACUGUCCUCCUGGACCCACACUCCUAUGACAUGGUGGUGUGGGAGCCUCGCACCAGGCUGGACUUCCACGCCUACGCCGUCUUCCUCAUGGAGAGGAUUUUCGACGUGCAGCUUCCGCAUUACAGCCCCAGUGAUGAAAAGUCCAAGAUGAAACCGACUCUCCUCCACAAAGAGCUCCAGGCGCUCACGGAAGCCAUGUAUACCAACCUCCACACUGUCCUGCUGGGUGACACCAUGGAAGCAGGCAGUGGCUGGCAUGAGAUGGGACUCCUCGAAUUCUCCUACAGCUUCCUGCUCAGAGCCGGCUACCUGACUCUGUACGGUGUCGAGGCACCGCCACACACCCAGGAGAGCCAGGCCCAGGACCGCGUCCACUCAGCCGACGUCUUCCACACCUUCCGCCAGCUUGACCUGCUGCUCCCCAAACUGGCACGUGGCUCCCUGUCAGUGGGGGAUAAGGACCAGGUGUGCAGGGUCAAAGGUCGCCUGUGGAAGCUGUUGUCCCCAGCCAGGCUGGCCACUCGGGCCCACCGGAGCAAAUGGCUGGAGAGUUACCUGCUGCACCUGGAGGAGAUGGGCGUGUCGGAGGAGAUGCAGGCGCGGGCUCUGGUGCUGCAGCUCUGGGCCACACAGGUAUUUAAAUACAACCGAUUCCUGAACCCUGAUGGAUCAGAGAAGAAAGACUUUUACAAGGAUGGGAAGCGACUGAAGAAUUACAGCAUGCCAUGGGGAGCAGGGCACAACCAGUGCCUGGGGAGGGGUUAUGCCAUCAGCAGCAUCAAACAAUUCGUGUUCCUCGUGCUGGCGCGCUUUGACCUGGAGCUGAUCAGCCCGGACGUGGAGAUGCCCUUGUUUGACCUCAGCAGGUAUGGCUUCGGGCUGAUGCAGCCAGAACACGACGUGCCUGUCCGUUACCGCAUCCGGCCUUGAGCUCCGGGGCAGAUGGGACUCCACGCACCCAGCCUGACCCUAGUCGCCCAACGUUCUGUGCCUGCGUUCGGCCUGGGUACAGAGCUUUGAACACCCAACGGUGCCAAGCGUUAUCCCUUCCCUACUGUUUUUCCUAGAAGGCUGUGUCUGGGGGAGGGGAAAGUAGGGGAGUGAAGAAAAGACACCAAAAGCUCUGUGGAUUAUCUGCUGCAAAGGUUAAGUUCCAAAAUGAGGCUCUUUCCGCUCCCAGCCCCUCUUGCCCCUCUCACCUUUAGGAUACCCACUAAAGCUCGGGCAGACGGGGCACAACUAGGAGACCCCACUGCUCUGGCCCCAGCCCCCACGGGCUGCCGUCCAAGGCCCUGACAGUGGUGCCGUCCAGACCCUAACCAGUCAGAGCAGAUGCUGGCCACUAAAAGGCCAUGUGGGCCUAGCAGUGCGUCUGUUGAAAUAAACUCUGUCCCCCAAUUUUUAUUAAACUACCCAAAGCCAAAGAGUCUCUUACACUAUCUGCUUUCCUAGGCGCCCCACUUGCUAGACACUUCCCGCAUCUCUCCGUUCACACCGAUCCUUGAGAAAAUGCUGGAGGGUUUCCCGAUGCUGGUGCAUCCCCAGUGUGGAGUGGGGGCAGCCUCCAGAUGAUGGGCUCUGAGGACCAGGCUUCUGUGCGUUACGGUUAUGGGCUCCAGACGGGGUGGGUGUUCCCAGCGCUGGGACUCAGGCAGGGAGUUAGCAAGACACAGCCCCGCCUGGAUGGCCCCAGUGAAAGGAAGCGGCCAGGGCUCCUGGGACUGGUCAAGCCAAAGAAGAGGAGGUGUUGGUUUCCUACAUUCUAGCUUAGAAGCUCCAGCUGUGGGCACCGUCCAGAUUGCAGGCCUGUUUUGUUUGUCCUACAUUUAAAAAAAAAUACAUUAGUGUUAUCUUGUCAUCUUUGGGAAAGUUGAUUCAAAAUGUCCAGCUUCUCUUGAAAACUUGAAAGAUCUGUCCACACUGGGCCCAUAUUCCCAAGGGCAACCACUGGCCAGAGCUCAGUAGCAGCUGUCUCCCUACCGGGGGCCUGUGGGCUCUGGUUCACCAGGAUUUCUACUUGGUCUGCUUUUCUAGUCACAGCACCUCCUGUCCCCCGAAGACACCCAAGUUUGAGAACCCUGUUCCUACUCUCAGAGGUGAUAUUGUAGGAGGUGGUGGGAACCCGCUGACUGGUUCUCAGACCAAUGGUCCAUCCUAUCCUGGGUGCACCACCCUUUGAUCAAACAGAUCAUUGAUGAAAACUUGCCUUUGCAUCAGCUUUAGGAAAAAAAAAAGAUCAAAAAGAAACAUUGCCUGGAAACUUUUAUUAUGAUGACAAGUAUUAAUAUUAGGUCCUGUUUAUUGAGGACCCUCUAAAUGCCUGUGACAGGAACAGUAGAUAUAGUAUUUCUACUUUUCACAGCAUCUCUGCAAAGAGAGGAUGGUUAUGCCCUCUUUAUAGUUGAGGAAAUGGGCUCAGAGAGGUGAAGUGACUUGCCCAGAGUCGCACAGCUUGUAAGCUGAUAGAAUUUUGCAAACAGACUUACUGUCCCAGUAGCAAAUGCUAGAUGGGUGGCUCUGUGCUCUUUGGGCUCAAUGGGGUGGUGGACCGGCAGUUCUGUUUGGCAUCAGAGAGCUGACAGAGCCAGAGACACCCAUGGGUGGAUGCAUCUCAUGAGAUGUGGACACGCAUACACACAUAUAGCUAGGUCCCUGUAGCUUUAGCUGGAGCGAGAAGAGAGGACCUGAGAUCUCUGAAUGUUCCAGGGGCUAGUCUCUUCUCAGGGUGGCACCGGGGCUUGGGGGCUUCCCUGGCCCUCAGCCUCCAGGCGGCCCUAGGAUUCCCAGACAGGCACUGUGAUUGGCAGGAGGCGGGAUAUCCCCAGGGAAACCCAUCUUCACGCCUGGGUGACCCCCACUGCCUCCUGCUUCUUAACUCUGCAGGAAAUCAGGGCUGGCAGCCUCCUGUGGGAGGACGGAGCCAGUUUCCAUGGCAACCCUCAGCUGCCUCUUCCUUCCUGGCUUGGAAGGGAAGGGAGGAGGCCGCAGAAAUAGCUCCAGGAAGAUCUCUUGUACGUGGCUGCUACCCUGGUGUGCUGGGGAAAAGCCCUUCUGAUUUCCCCCUUCCAAAUCAGGGCUGCUUUGUCACUGAGACUAGAUUUUCACCUGUGUUCAAAAAAGGGCCUUUUCCCUUUAAAGGUGACACCUUGGAGCCACAAUCAUUAGGAAGAGACGAUUCUCCCACCAGGCAGCUCCAGCUGGUAUCAGAGAUAUUGAAGUACAGCUUGGGAGACAAUGCUUUAAACCCACCUUUGUUUCAAUCUUUAUUAUUUUUUCUUUCUUCUUUUAAAAAAUAUAAGCGAUAGAGAAAAGAGGGAGAGAUGAGUGGGUUAGCUCCUUGCUACAGGUUAUUUAGGAAGGUACCCAGAUGUCGUUGUAUUUCUUCAACCUUGUUUUAGAAUCACAAAAUUGCAGGACCUAUGUCAGAAAUAUUCUUAGGUUGACCUAAUGGAGUGUUUCUUUACCAUCAUCGUGAUUAUUAUUUUUUGCUAUAUUUUGUAUUGUUAUUUACCAGGUAUUUUCCUUUAAACAGUCUCAUUUUUUAAACUUAAAUUUGUUUAAAAAGGGGACUUUUUUUCCUCUGCCGGUAACAACAUGUAUCGCUUGCUGCCAGAAAUAGAAAGUGACUGAAAAAGAAAUCUGCUGGGGAGGGGUCCUCUGAGCUGGUGUCACCAAGCCUUGGAGCCUGAGCUCUGUCUCUUCUCUGUUAGAAAAUGAAACAAACACAUGUUUGAGUGGCGUUAAGGCCACGCCAGCACCACCCUGAGACUCUGUCCAUGACAGUCACGGGGUGGGGGGAAGGGAGAGAAAGAGGAGUAGGCUGCCCACCACAUGGGCGUGCAUUACGCCUGGUGCGAGGGCUGCCCAGGGUCAUCUCCUGCCACCAGUGGGUCCCGCGCACGGUGAGCUGGGGACAUCCCACCUGCCCAUUCUCCAGAUGGAAAAACAAGCUUGGAGAGAUGAAUCGUCUGGCUCAGCGUCACUGAUUUGUAUGUUUGUUGUUUCUUAAAGACGGUAUUUCGUGAGUAGCAGUGAUUUUUCCACCUUGCUGUCUUAACAAAGAAUUCUAUUUUUAUAUAAUAUUGUCGAGUCGAAAUGUGCUGAAAUACAUUAAAUCACCCUUGUUUGUGGAA